Caenorhabditis bovis is the source of this 1425-nucleotide messenger RNA. Lineage: Eukaryota; Metazoa; Nematoda; Chromadorea; Rhabditida; Rhabditidae. The record is from the annotation of a GenBank genome assembly.
AUGGAUUAUAACACUUGGUGGAUGGUUGAGAAUGGGAAAUUGUUUGAGAUGUGCGACGGAAAGUGUCCGAAACGAAUUGAACACGAUUUUUUGGUUUUUCCGGCGAGCUUCGCUUCAAUCGAUAAAACUGAACUUUCCGCAAAAACUGAGGAAGAAAUUGUUGAUGAAAUACUCGAUACGAAUGGCUCAUGGAGUAUAAUCUACUAUAACAAGAACCUUGAGAAAAUUUUCUUCGGGCGCGAUGUCUUCGGAAGGCAAUCGCUGGUGUGUAACAAUUCCGAUUCGAAGUUUUUAAUUGGGUGUCGCGUGAAUCCAGAGAUUACAACGGGUGAAUGGAUUGAAGUGCCUUAUGGUCAAGUGACUGUGAUGGAUCUAAAGGAUUCCAGCGAUAUUGAGAUGACUUCGUACUUUGAUGAGUACCCCGAUGAUGUGCUACGUGGCGAUUUCGCCACAGCACCGCUUAAAACAGUGAAUAAAAAACGCAAUUUAUUGAAUGUUCGUCGUAAAGCAACGAAUAUUGACGAAGGUCCGAAGCCUUCUUCGGCACUCUUUUGGAUAACUGUUCGCGUCACUGAAAAUUUAUUGAAGAAUUGUCAACAACGUGUCGGAAUAUGCCUUUCUGGCGGUGUUGAUAGCACGUUCAUCGCGCACGUCGCUCACCACGCCAUUCCCAAGAAUUACCCGUUGGAUCUAGUGAAUGUGGCGUUUGGUGAUUCGAGAGAAGCCUGCUCGAAAGCUCCGGAUCGCAAGCGCUCGAUUGAGGCGUUGAAAUCGAUCAGAGCGCAAUACCAAGAUAGGGUUUUUCGACUAAUUUUGGUUGAUGUGCAUUCAGAGGAGCUACUAAACUGCAGGAAGCAAUAUAUUUCGACGGCGGCUCGGCCGGCGUGCUCCGUGUUGGACGACUCGCUGUCAUGCGUUUUGUGGUUCGCGUUAAGAGCCGAAGGUCGAGAUUAUGAUACCGACGAGCGAGUCGAUUCAGAAGCUCGAAUCAUGCUAUUGGGCAGCGGAGCCGAUGAGCUUCUUGCCGGAUACGCUAGACAUCGAACGAGAUUCGAAAAGGAUCAGAAUGUUGAGUGCGUCGCCGAGGAAUGCGAGCUUGAACUUCGCCGACUUGGAUCUCGAAAUGGCGGCCGCGAUGCGCGCGUCGCCGCCCAACUACGAAAAACCAUUAUUACCAUUAUCUCGCCGCUAUUGGAAGACGACGUCGUCGAGUUUUUGAACAAUUUGCCAGGCAACUCGAAAUGGGAUUUGUCGUUGCCGAGAGGUGUCGGCGAAAAGAAGAUUUUGCGAGAAGCUGUUCGCGACCUUGGCUCACCGUACGAUAUGCCGAAACAAGCAAUGCAGUUUGGCUCGAGAAUGGCGCAGAUGAGCAAUCAGGGGAAUUCGGCGAUCAAGGGAAGCGACAAAUCUCCGCAUUUGACAUAA